AUGUCUGGGUACCGGGUGCCGCCCAAAGCCCCUUGGCAGCAUGACCAGUAUCAUACCAGUUCGCCGCCACGCACUCCUCCACGCAGCGCCAAUAAGAAUAGCCACAUGCCCAUUCGGCCCUCCUUCCCUGAGACUUUUCUGGAAGAUAUCCCCUCUGUUGACAAUAACCAGCAUGAGGACUCGGCGGAUGAAGAGAAGGAUCCUCACGACCUUUCGCUGUCCCCACAGCACGUCACCAGAACCUCUGUAGUGGAUAACAUGCUCCUUUCUCUGGAUCAGCUCUCCGAAUCUAACUUCAAUACUGCGGAGGAGGCCCAAGGCUAUAAGGCAGAGGAGCCGGAUCCAUACACCUUAUAUUCACGUUAUGCAAAUGCCAAAAUGUCUCGCCAUCGUGGCCAUACAUUCUCUUCGUCGCUUUCUUCAGAGAUUGAAGCAUUGGAUGACAACAGUGUUUAUCCCCAUCUCUCCAGCCGUGGGCGUCGCAGCAACAGCAGUUCGAAUUUCCAGUUUAUAGCACGGAAGCCGGAUGGUUCUGCUGCUAGUAAAGAUAAGUUGAGCAACCGAAGCCGUGUCUUUGAAGCCCAACGAGCCGCCAUGGGUGGUCAGCUCACCCGGUAUCCUAUCAAUGGCGGCCGUAGCGAGACUUCGAACCUGGAUAUCACCCAAAUGUUAGCCGGUGGUCGCAUUGGUAGAGGGCGCCGCUCUAUCAGUUUUGAUUAUGGAGCAGACAGGCCGUUGAGACAACCACUUGAUGCUACCAUGCUGGAGUACGAUGACUUUAAUGCCGCACCCACACCUAAUGUUCCUGCCGGACCUCGAAGUCGUUCGCCCGGACUGAGGGACCAUUCGCGCCCUCAAUUAUGUUUAGCGGAAUCUUCGCGGACUCCCACCUUGACUCGCAAGAAUAGUGCCAAGUCUGCUAAAAGCAUGUACACUAAGAAGGGACGCUUCGAUACUCUGGGAACUGGUACAGUUAGAUCUCGACCUGACGACAACGGCAGGUACUUCAGGGACAACGACUCAGAUAUUCCUCCCAUUCCAACUCGCACUCAUGGUCCUGCCCCUAGCCCAGCAAUUGGCUUUCAAAAGCCUGUUCAUAUUUCGCCGCCAGCCGAACCUAUCACACCACCCACAGUCAAGGAGCGCUAUGGCUUUUUCCGACGAGUUUUUGGCUCCUCGAAAUCCUCAUCACCGCAAUCCGAUAAAACUCAGAUCUUUUCACGCGACGAUGAUAACUUCAGCCGGUCUAAAGAGCCACAGAGUGCGCCAAACAGCUCGAAAGGACGCCCUUCGCAUAAUCAACAGAGUACUCCCAUUGUGACUAAAAAGCCUUCUUCCUUUUUCCGACGGCGGAAAAGAUCCCCGACAGAUCAUGUCCCGCUCCCAUUGGAUCUCCUACCAAAUCUGAAACAUAGUCAUGCAACAGGAGAUCUACAGCCAGAGCCAAGUCCAAGCAGUAGCUUACACCAGGCCAUGAAACCAUACAUAGCUGGGCCAACGUCCCCUAGAUUUGAAGACUCGACGCCUCGUACCAAAUCUGACGCGAAUGUGGAUUCAGCAGAUAACGAACCUGGAACUCACCCACUCAAAGGCAGAAGCAUUAUUGAUGAACCUCUAGCAGCAACUAAACGGGCUUAUCCAAGUGGUAGAUCACCGCUGUCGAACAAUGCCACUAUUAAAAAGGUUCAGGCAAGUCCCGAACGGAAUUUCGCACGCCUUGAUCGUGAUGGUUCUUUUCUAGCCAGUAGCACUGGAGACGACAACAGCUACCAACAAAGCUCAGAGGACGUAUCUGCGCGUCCUAAGACAAGCCCCAGUCCUCAGACCUCCUCUCGCAAUUUCAUGCCUCCCAGCAAUGGAAACGAGCAGAGUUCAAAUAUCGCUUCGCGUCCUAACAACCGACUAUUUAUUGAUACUUCUUUAACCCCACCAGAGAAAUCUCAGCCCGAAAGUGGCCCGACUUCGAGAGCCGAGCCUAACAAAUCCAUGCUGUCGGCCAAAGGCGCUCCCGAUUCUCCCCCUCUAUCGGCAUCUACCACCAUUUCCCAUUACCAGACCGCCUCGAGUACACCUCUCAUAAGCCCCGAGGAUGAGCCAAUUUCGAAGCAGGCCAAGAAAAUGUCACCUUCUACGUCACCGAUCAAAGAGAGCGCUCACGAAACUCCCUAUUCCAAUAGUUCUGUAAAUACCGCCAGUGACGAAAACCAAGGAACAAUAGAUCGGCAACACGCGGAGAAGCUUUUUAAUGAUGCCGAUGAACAGCACUCGAAAGAGCAACUUACUGCAACUUGGCUUGGGAAUCCACAAAGGGCCGGCCUCAGGAAAGCCUACAUGGAUUUGUUUGAUUGGUCGGAUAUGACUAUCUUGGCAGCACUUCGCAGUCUAUGUUCAAAAAUGGCUUUAAAGGGCGAAACGCAGCAGGUCGAUAGGGUGCUGGAUGCAUUUUCUGCUCGAUGGUGCGAAUGCAACCCGAAUCACGGAUUCAAAGCAACAGAUGUUGUUCAUACAAUAUGCUAUUCGCUUUUACUUUUGAAUACUGACCUACACCUCGCGGAUAUCGAGCAAAAAAUGACUCGCACUCAGUUUAUCCGGAACACUAUGCCUACAAUUCAACGAGUUGUCGAUGAUGCUGCUCCAGACUCAUUUGAAAUGUCAAAGUUUCAACGCCCUAGAAGUAUUUAUGAUACAGGCCCGUUUCUCGAGCGAAGCUCAACGCCACAUACUGAGGGGGAUGAAGCUGAGUCGAACGUAGUAUCCAAUUUGGCGCCCAGACCUCAGGAUACAACCACUAAGCUUAACCCAGUAAUCAACCUCUCUGCUAGUAAUGAAAUGCCCAUUAGCAGUGCCGGGCAACUUGUACAUCUCCCGUUUCGUGGGACCAGAAAGGCGUGGGAACAUCAAGUUGAAAUGGUUCUCAAAGACUGUUACUAUUCCAUACAAAAGCGACGCUUGCCACUCCAUGGUCAGGUAGAACCCGAAGAACAGCAGCCUACUAAUAACUUUUUAACAUUUACUGGAAACAUGUUACGCAGAACCCCCAGUACCCUUAGCAGAGUUACGGCAUCCGACACGCUUCCCCGUGGUCGACCUGCGGACAAUCGUCUGUCUACUGCCCGUUGGACGUCCAAGCCUAGAUCUAGAGCACGAAUGUACCCCUCAUCAACUAUGGCUUCUAGUCGUACGAGUUUGGACGACCAAUCUGUUUGGUCACCCGCCGCCUCUAGUACAUGGAGCAAGGUGUCAUUAGGAAAGACCCUGACCUCCAUGUCGGUCGACUCUUUUGGUUCCGAAUAUCCGCGUGCUGACUAUCAGCAAUCCAUUGGGUUUGCCAACGCCCUCAGCCAUGCCAUCAUCCGAGAGGAUUCUGCAAGCUGCUUCACCGGGAUAGAUGAUCCUAGCCGUGCUGAAUCUCUGUUGGAGGACGAAGCUUUAGAACUGUUUGGAGCGCCAUGGGCGAAGGAAGGUAGCUUAAAACAUAAACAUCAUCUGGACUCGGUAGACAAACGAGCGAAAGAUAGAAACUGGAACGAAACUUUUGGCGUUAUUCAGCGAGGCUGGCUGAGAUUAUUUUCAUUCAACUCGACGACAAAAUCCAUGCGUUUAAAACCGAAGCACAGGCACAACGCUGGUAUUGUCGUUGGAGGGGGAAACUGGAUGGAGAACGCAGAAGAAACAUCGAAAUUUUUACUUCGCCAUACUAUCGCCAGUGCAUUACCUCAACCUGGAUACUCUAAGUCUCGACCUUUCGUUUGGGCAUUGAGUCUGCCCACUGGGGCAGUUCACCUUUUCCAAGUUGGAACCCCAGAAAUUGUGAAAGAGUUUGUCUCUACGGCUAAUUACUGGAGUGCCCGACUCUCUAAGGAGCCAAUGUCUGGCGGAAUCAGCAAUAUUGAAUAUGGAUGGAGCGAUGCUGUUGCCAAUAGCUCUUUGGCCCAAUCUGACGAGUACAAACCUACCAGUGCUUCGGGCCCUCGACCAAGCCUUCAAAGCUCGAUACGCAGCUCCAUUGAUCAGCAAAGUGUUCGCCCGCGACUUCCCGGAGAUAGGGUUCAUAUCGGCGACUGGAUGCCCCCACAACAAAGCAUGAUUGCGUCGAUUCUUAAUGAAGCAGAUCAGCUAGUUGCACUCCGUAAAUAUGUCAACUACGUCGAAGAGGAACUCAAACGGCAUAAUGAACUUCGAAGCGCCAUGGUCAUUGCUUUUUCUCCUCGGCACCCGAAUGCUUCGAAAGCACUUGCCAACUGGGAACGCAAAUCAUCGUACCUCUUGAGGGAGAUUGUCAAAUUCCGCACCUAUAUCGAUUGUCUGCAAACCGCCCAGACCCAAAAAGAAAAAUUUCUCAAUGACGCAGCUCGAAACGAAGAACGAGAGCUGGACCAAGACCAUCAAGCUCAUGCCGCUUCAGGGCUUGAAUCAAUGCAACCCAAUACUUUAAACUAA
Ophidiomyces ophidiicola is the source of this 4440-nucleotide messenger RNA. RefSeq lists its product as uncharacterized. The record is from RefSeq and is a predicted model, not a curated record. The transcript is spliced from 2 exons. Gene Ontology annotation, biological process: regulation of ARF protein signal transduction. Gene Ontology annotation, molecular function: guanyl-nucleotide exchange factor activity. Bases 1 to 4440 code for a protein of 1479 amino acids. Lineage: Eukaryota; Fungi; Ascomycota; Eurotiomycetes; Onygenales; Onygenaceae.